UGUUGCUACGGCCAGGGGGCGUAGUCUCUCCGAGAGGAGCUGCUGCUGCUCCACUUUGGCUCUCCCCGCGACAUCAACUGACUCUACCCGGGACAGACCGAAGAAGAUGGCGGCCACGGACCGUUCCCGGUCUGAAGCUGCAAAGCAGCGACGGCAGGAUCAGUUACAGCGAUGGCUGGGCUCGGAAACCGAUCAGACGGGACCGGGGACGCGGGACGGGUCGACGGGAACCGGGACGCGGCGGGCCCGGGUUCGGUUCGCUCAGGGAGCCGUGUUUAUGGCAGCCUGUUCGGCCGGGGACAGAGAGGAGGUAGCGGCGCUCCUACGACAGGGCGCUGACAUCAACCACGCCAAUAUAGACGGACUGACAGCGCUUCACCAGGCGUGUAUAGAUGAGAAUGCAGAGAUGGUCCAGUUCCUGGUGGAGAGUGGGAGUGAUGUGAACCGGGGGGACAACGAGGGGUGGACUCCCCUCCACGCUGCUGCCUCCUGUGGGUUCAUACAGAUCACCAAGUACCUGAUAGAGCACGGUGCACGUGUGGGGGCGGUGAACAGUGAAGGAGAGCUUCCUCUGGAUGUGGUCACUGAGGAUGCUAUGGAGAGACUGUUGAAGGGGGAGAUCAAGAAACAAGGGGUUGACGUGGACAUGGCACGACGGGAAGAGGAGCGCGUGAUGCUGGCGGAUGCCAACGCGGUGCUGGCAGGAAGUGGCGUGCUGACACCUCAUCCUAACACCAAGGCCACAGCGCUGCACGUGGCCGCUGCCAAGGGCUACAUAGAGGUCAUGAAGGUCCUGCUCCAGUGUGGUCUGGAUUUGGACAGUGGUGAUGUGGAUGGCUGGACAGCCCUGCACGCUGCUGCUCACUGGGGACAGCAGGAGGUGUGUUCUCUGCUGGCUGACAACAUGUGUGAGAUGGCUGCUCUCAACAACGUGGGACAAACCCCUCUAGAAGUAGCAGAUGACACCCUAGUGGACACUCUGGAGGAGCUGACAAAGAAACAAAAUUCUCUGCGUACAGAAAAAGCCAAGCUGUCCCAGCCUCCUGUCAUCGAGACCAGCCCUCCUAUCAAUAUGGCAUCGGUUCGACCACGCAAGACCUCAAUCUCUCGUAUGAGCAGCCGGGAGAAGAUCUGCCUCCACGAGAGGGAGAAGCACCCUCCCCCUGCCCUGACCAGCAGCCCUGCUGAGGAUGAGGAUGAGGAGGGGGUACAGACUCAGCAUGGGACACAGGGACAGGCCCAAGCCUCCAGCAGCUCCAGUUCAGAAGAAGAAGAGGACGAGUCUGAGAGCGAUGCAGAAUCAGAGAAAGCCAAAAACCGAGAGAUCAUCAACAACUUGAACAACAAACGCAACAGCUCCUCCCCCCACGCUACCUCCAUGGCAACCAGCACUUCAGGAAACACUGUUAAAAAGCAGGACCCGGGGAAGCCCCCAGCCCCAGAGGCAGCACCUAGCUCAGCCCCUGGUGCGGCCCCUGGCUCCUGGAGGACCUCUCUUCGUAAAGCAGGCAGCUCCGUGACCCUGGGGCCUUCAGGUACCACCGACCCAAGUCAGGAGUCCACCCGCGGGGCGCCUGAGUCGGGCCUGGGUAUGAUCCGCUCUGCCUCCAGCCCACGCCUCAGCUCUGACACCAGUACAGACACCAAGGAACCCAGGACUGCCAGAGUGAACCCCAGUCCAACCAGACGUCUCUUCAGUAUACCAGACACCAACCCAGACAGCACUAGCAGGUUUGUGAACCCCAGUCCAACCAGACGUCUCUUCAGUAUACCAGACACCAACCCAGACAGCACUAGCAGGUUUGUGAACCCCAUUCCAACCAGACGUCUCUUCAGUAUACCAGACACCAACCCAGACAGCACUAGCAGGUUUGUGAACCCCAGUCCAACCAGACGUCUCUUCAGUAUACCAGACACCAACCCAGACAGCACUAGCAGCUGGCUGAGUCGUAGCGCCUCUUACACCCGCCGCCUCAAUAGCACAGGAUGUGUUCUCAGUAGCUCCACCCCCUCCUUGCCUCUCAGCUCAUCCUGUGGACGCAGACUGGAUGACCCCACAGUGACCUCAACAACAGGAACUGGAAGUAGCUUCUCUGCUGGACUCAGUCGUCUCAACAUCCUAGUGGCCCAGAGACUGGCUCAGGAGCAGGCAGAGAAGAAGAAGGAGCAGUGCUCUGUCACCCCCAACUCUGUCACCACGACGACCGGCGGUGACUUGGAGACAAAGCAGAGGCGCAAAUCCUACUUGACCCCGGUUCGUGAUGAGGAGGCGGAGGCUCAGAGGAAGGCUCGAUCCAGACACGCCAGACAGUCACGACGAUCCACUCAGGGCGUGACGCUCACAGACCUGCAGGAAGCUGACAAGACAAUGAAGACAGCCCAGACGGACGCAGGGAGAGAGAAGACAAGGAAAGAGGAGGAGGAGGAGGAGGCGGCCAAUAAGAAGAGAGCAGAAGAGGGGGAGGUAAGCUGGAGGUCCCGUAUCGCCAACCUGCAGAAGUCUGACCUGCUGGGGCUGACUCAACCGGAUGGUACCUCUCGCCCCCCGACCUCUAGCCAGGAGACUAGUGGAGGGGAACGUGAGAGGUCCCGUAUCGCCAACCUGCAGAAGUCUGACCUGCUGGGGCUGACUCAACCGGAUGGUACCUCUCGCCCCCCGACCUCUAGCCAGGAGACUAGUGGAGGGGAACGUGAGAGCGACCGUAUCGCCAGGGAGAGACGGAGGACCAGGAGGAGAGCUCAGAGGGCUGGAGAGAUUGAUGACAACGAGCCCAGUGGAGAGGAGGGGUUUGGAGGCAGUGGGCGCGCCAGCACCAGGUCUGACGUGUCAUGUAACGACUGUAUCGACAGAGGAGGAGGCUCUGAGACCAACGAUUACAAGAAGCUGUUUGAGGUGGUGUCCAGGGAGAAUGGUCAACUCCAGUCUCAACUGGAGGACACCCAGAGGACCGUCUCUCAGACUAGACUGGACCUGGACAAGGCUACUCAGAGACAGGAGCGCUUUAGUGAUUGUUCAGCAAUGCUAGAGAUGGAGAAGAAGGAGCGUCGGAUGUUGGAGCGGCGUGUGGCUGAGCUGGAGGCAGAGUUGAAGGUGCUCGGUGACCUGAGAGCUGACAACCAGAGGCUGAAAGAUGAGAACGGAGCGUUGAUCAGAGUCAUCAGUAAACUCUCCAAAUAGACGGAGAGAACGAGAUACAACAGGGAUGCCCCCCUUGCUUCCUCCCAUCAUCCCUCCCUCCUGUCCAUCCACUCCUCCCAGUGCCAAAGAACAAGAGGGAGAGAGAGGUGGCGGAAACAGGUGAAGAGCAGCAGGAGAAUGUGGUAAUCUAAACUUCUUGAUGUGAUUGAUUAUGACGUCUCUUAUUCUUUAGGCCUCCUGACCGGUCGCCGUGGCUUGUCGUGUGUGUGUGUGUGUGUGUGUGUGUGUGUGUGUGCCUUAUGCCCACUUUGAGGACAGCCAUGACAACUGUGGUCAUGACAACAGCUCGCAUAGUAGCAACGAGACAACAGUCAAAUGCCCAUGACGAUGUGCACCAGGGGGAAAAACACCAAUAUGCACACACACCCCUCCAUGCACAUUGGACCGGUCCAAGGCAUCUUGUUCCCUUUACAUCGACUCCAUCCAUACCCUGGAUCUAUACCCUAGACCAUACCCUGGAUCCAUACCAUAGACCAUACCCUGGAUCUAUACCUAGACCAUACCAUAGACCAUACCCUGGAUCUAUACCCUAGACCAUACCCUGGAUCUAUACCAUAGACCAUACCCUGGAUCUAUACCAUAGACCAUACCCUGGAUCCAUACCAUAGACCAUACCAUAGACCAUACCCUGGAUCCAUACCAUAGACCAUACCCUGGAUCCAUACCGUAGACCAUACCCUGGAUCCAUACCCUAGACCAUACCCUGGAUCCAUACCAUAGACCAUACCCUGGAUCUAUACCCUAGACCAUACCAUAGACCAUACCCUGGAUCCAUACCAUAGACCAUACCCUGGAUCCAUACCAUAGACCAUACCCUGGAUCUAUACCUGGAUCCAUACCAUAGACCAUACCCUGGAUCUAUACCAUAGACCAUACCCUGGAUCUAUACCCUAGACCAUACCCUGGAUCUAUUCCCUAGACCAUACCCUGGAUCCAUACCAUAGACCAUACCCUGGAUCCAUACCAUAGACCAUACCCUGGAUCCAUACCGUAGACCAUACCCUGGAUCCAUACCCUAGACCAUACCCUGGAUCCAUACCAUAGACCAUACCCUGGAUCCAUACCAUAGACCAUACCCUGGAUCCAUACCAUAGACCAUACCCUGGAUCCAUACCAUAGACCAUACCAUGGAUCCAUACCAUAGACCAUACCAUGGAUCUAUACCCUAGACCAUACCAUAGACCAUACCCUGGAUCCAUACCAUAGACCAUACCCUGGAUCCAUACCAUAGACCAUACCCUGGAUCCAUACCAUAGACCAUACCCUGGAUCCAUACCAUAGACCAUACCCUGGAUCCAUACCAUAGACCAUACCCUGGAUCCAUACCAUAGACCAUACCAUAGACCAUACCCUGGAUCCAUACCAUAGACCAUACCCUGGAUCUAUACCCUAGACCAUACCAUAGACCAUACCCUGGAUCCAUACCAUAGACCAUACCCUGGAUCUACACCCUGUAUCCAUACCUCUUAAUCUGGGUGUGUCUUUCAUCAAUGUGUUUUGAACCCACCCCUCCUCCUCCUCACACACUACUAAAGUCCACAUCCCAAAUAGCACCCUAUCCAAUAUGUAGUGGAUUACUUUAGGGCUCUAGUCAAAAGUAGUGCACUAAAUAGGGAAUAGGGUGCCUUUUGAGGACGUUUCCAGACCACAGACACACUCCAUGCUCCUUUAAAUGACCACAGACAGAGCAGUCUGUUGACCACUGCACUUUACUUACAAUCAGGCAGGCAAAGCUAAGCGAUCACAGAUCAGUGCAGCACCAGGCAAAGCUAAGCGAUCACAGAUCAGUGCAGCACCAGGCAAAGCUAAGCGAUCACAGAUCAGUGCAGCACCAGGCAAAGCUAAGCGAUCACAGAUCAGUGCAGAACCAGGCAAAGCUAAGCGAUCACAGAUCAGUGAGGCUUCGCCACCAUCCUGAGUCGUACUAUACAAAACAGCUCGUCUCCUACAGGAAUCUGCAUCCCAAUAAUCUCUCCUAUCUCCUGACGUGUGCACUCAAAGUGUUGGGUAGGUGCAGGCCUGGGCUUCAAGGGGGUUUCACCAUGUUCUUUGUCCCGGGAUGCAUAGGACACCCUCCUCAGGUUUCUAUUGGCUAGGAAGGAGGGGGAGCUAGAGCUCAGACCUGAUGAUAGAGACUUGCUGUUCUGGAAAAGCCUAUAUGCUAUGCAUUGUUUUUCAUUAUUAUUACUAUCAUGAUAAAAUAUUAUUUUCAUAUUUUUUACAUUUAUCUGAUGUCAAUCUCUCCCGCUUUGAAAGGGAGGCAAAUUGUUGGUUAUCUAUAUGAUAUUACACUUGUAUAAAUGAAUAAUAUUAGUCAUGAAUGAAUAAUAACAACCUUCAGAAGUGAAUUCCAUGUGUGUGUGUCCCCAUGUUGGUCUAAUAUAUUAAAUGAUGACGGAACCUAAUAAACGAUGUGUGUGUGUGUCUGCA
Molecule: messenger RNA, 5629 nt
Organism: Oncorhynchus nerka (sockeye salmon)
Lineage: Eukaryota; Metazoa; Chordata; Actinopteri; Salmoniformes; Salmonidae
Product: protein phosphatase 1 regulatory subunit 12A-like
Exons: 23
Coding region: 107-3178 (1023 amino acids)
Biological process (GO): signal transduction
Cellular component (GO): cytoplasm
Molecular function (GO): phosphatase regulator activity; enzyme inhibitor activity; protein kinase binding
Source: RefSeq, a predicted model, not a curated record